GAAUACUCGAUCUUGAACACCCCGACAGGUAUAUGAAGGAUUGACCCUUCUGCUCGUGCUUUUCUCGCCAGCUACAGUUGAUAUUGAACUCGUGAUGUUUGUCAUGAAAUCGCAGGAUAUCCGAGUCCGAUGUAGUCACGCUGGAGUCCUAAUUUUGCAGUCCUGGGUAACUUUUACAUGAGUCAAGAUCUUCUCUGUUAAGUGUCUUCUGAUAGUUCUUGCUCACUCACGGCAUAAACGCGGGGAAUUUCUCCAUGGACCAUAUGGACUGCUGGGAUCACAAUGGCUGACCGAAGUCCGGACGACACAUCAUCACGCUGUUCCGCCGGAAUGUAGAACCGAAUAGAUAUUUGCAUGCUGCUUUAUGCUUGACUAGCAGCGCUCUUCCCGCUCUGAGCCCUCAACAUGGUUGUUAGCUUGACAAAACUAGCUGUCUCAGUUUUCUUGUUUUUGCUUGCAGUCAAUGCCAGACAAAUGAAUAAGGCCCACCUUCGAGCAAGGCAAGCUGAGGCAGCGAAACGUUGGGCACUUCCACCUACUCUGGAGAAACGUGCCGAGCUUAAGAACAUUACAUUCCAUAAUCCUCGGGCAUCAGAAUUCUGGGUGAAUGGGACUGCCAUUCCUGAAGUUGACUUUGACAUUGGCCCGAGUUGGUCCGGACUGCUGCCCAUCAGUAGCGCACAGAAUGAGACGCGAAAGCUUUUCUUCUGGUUCUUCCCUCCAGGUCCUCAGGGAAGUCUGGACGAUCUGAUUUUCUGGACGAAUGGAGGUCCCGGAUGUUCUUCGUUAGAGGGAUUGUUGCAGGAAAAUGGUCCGUUCAGCUGGUCAUGGGGUCAGGCGAAACCAACUCCCAACGAGUUCAGUUGGACGAACCUUUCUAGUAUCCUCUUUGUUGAGCAACCAGUCGGUACUGGAUUUUCGCAAGGAACGCCUACUGCUAGGGACGAGAACGAUGUUGCUGCUCAACUUGUCGGUUUCUUCCAACAGUUCCUGGAAGUUUUCUCCGAACUCAAAGGCAAGAACUUCUGGCUAACCGGAGAAAGCUAUGCCGGCACCUAUGUCCCGUACAUCGCCAACUUCAUUUAUGAGAAUCCAGACCAACUGGACCUCAAUUUGAAGGGUUUCUGGAUUUCGGAUCCUUCGCUCUCGUUCGACGUUGUUCAAGAGCAGAUUCCAGCAGUCAAUUUCGUUCACAGAUUCGAGAACGUUUUCUCAUUCAACCAAUCAUUCCUGGCACACCUGGAUGCUCAGAACGAGGCGUGCGGCUAUGCAAAUUAUUCUGACAUCCAUGUUACAUUUCCGCCCAAAGGUUUGCUUCCUUUACCUGGGAACUCUCGCAAUGGCCCUCGGGGGUGUGAUCUUUGGGACGAGAUUUUCGACGCCGCUUUCCUUGUUAACCCUGCUUUCAACAUCUAUCGUAUCUUCGAUACUUUCCCUAUUCUGUGGGACGUCCUUGGUUUCCCUGGUUCUUUCGAGCAAAUUCAACUCUCGCCUAUCUAUUUCGACCGAGAAGAUGUGAAGAAUGCCAUUCACGCUCCUGCCAGUGUCAAGUGGGCAGAAUGCUCUGAAAGAAACGUGUUCCCGCGUGGCGACGGGAGCUUACCUCCUGCGUUCACCGUAUUGCCGAGUGUGAUCGAAAAGAGUGAAAGAGUUGUGAUUGUUCAUGGAUUAGCUGACUUCAUCUUGAUUGCGGAAGGAACGAGGGUUGUCAUCCAAAAUAUGACCUGGAAUGGCCAGCAAGGAUUCCAGACGCCCAUUGAACCAGACAGUUUCAUCGUUGACGGUGUUGGUGCCCUAGGCACGACCCACACAGAGCGUGGCUUGACAUACUUCGAGGUCGAGCUUAGUGGGCACAUGAUCCCUCAAUUCUCUCCGAAGGUGAGUUAGAAGGCUGCCUUCCAAAUUAUGCAGUUCCUUAUGGGCUUUAGAGAGAACCCUUGAGGUGAUAGAUGACUUAUACAAAUGAUGUACCUGUCAUGAUUACUACGCAUGGCUUCUCAGACUACUGUAAUACAAUCGGCAGUUGAGUCUUU
This is a messenger RNA of Somion occarium, 2033 nucleotides long. The record is from the annotation of a GenBank genome assembly. NCBI's taxonomy places the organism in Eukaryota, Fungi, Basidiomycota, Agaricomycetes, Polyporales, Cerrenaceae.